AACUUGGAGCUUUCUAGGAGUUACCCUAGAACGCUUCUAGGUCAGUAGUCUGUCCCUUAGGGUGCGCUUGCCUCUUUUCCUCGGUGGAGCUAAAGCCGUCCCUAAGCUCCUGGAGCGAUCAUCAGCGGGUAUCCUCCCCUGAUCUCCGAGCUUCGUGCCUUGGCGUCAGCACCACUGAUCGCCACUCAGCACCACUGAUCACCACUGAUCACCGCUUAGCACCCCUCAGACUUACCCAUCUCAUUCUGCCGUAUCCAGUCAUGCUGUCGCGAAGGCAGGCAUCAGGAUUCGCGCGGCUGCUCGCGUCGUCGGCGCCGCGUGUUCUCCCAUUGGUGGAUGCCCAUGGCACCUCAGCCGUCGCUAGCGCCAGCGAUUUGUCGCCGUCCGUCGCCAGCCGCAGUGCGACAUCGCUCGCUGUUCGGAGCAGCGUCGCUGCUCGCGGCCCUGGCGGUCGCUCCUCUGUCAGUGGCAUGGUCGCAACUGUCUUCGGCGCCACUGGCUUUUUGGGGAGAUACGUGGUGCAGCAGUUAGCCCGCGCUGGCUCCCAAGUGAUGGUGCCCUACCGCUGCCUGGAGGACGAGCACAGGCACCUCAAGCUGUGUGGCGACCUGGGGCAGGUUGUGCCCAUUCGUUUUGACGUGAGGAGUGAUGAGAGCAUUGCGGCCGCCAUUGCCAAGUCAAACGUGGUCAUUAACCUCAUUGGUCGGGACUUUGAAACUCGCAACUUCAGCUUUGAGGACAUCAACAUCUCAGCACCACAACGCAUUGCCAGGAUCGCGCAAGCGCACGGGGGCAUCGCCAGGAUGGUGCACCUCUCGUGCCUGGGCGCUGCGCCCCACGCGGCCUCCAGGCAGCACCAGAGCAAGGCGCUGGGCGAAGCUGCAGUGCUGGCUGAGUUCCCGCAGGCCACCAUCCUGAGGGCGGGCCCUCUGGCUGGUACGGAGGACCGGCUGCUCAACAGCUGGGCGAUCAUGGCAAAGAAGUUUCCGUUUGUACCCGUUAUAGCUGGAGGCAAGACUCUCAUUCAGCCGGUGCAUGUGUUAGACGUGGCAACGGCAGUCAACGCAACGGUUACUGAUGAUGGCAGCAGCUGCGGGCAAACAUACGAGCUGGGCGGCCCGGAGGUGCUGCCCAUUGUGGACCUGGUGCACCGUGUCCUUGAGACCAUCCGCCAGCACUCCUCCAUUCUCAGCAUCCCGUUUCCCGUCGCGCGGGCCCUCGCCACGCCCCGCGAGUUCCUGCUGCCCCGCGUGCCCACGCCCAUCCCCAGCCCCACCAUGUUCACCCUCGACUACAUCAACUCCCUCACAUACCCACACAUCGUGUCGCCCAACGCCCUCACCUUUGACGACCUUGGCAUCAUCCCCCAUCCCCUCAAGGGCCUCACCAUCGACUAUCUCUACGCUUACCGCAGCGGUGGGCCGCAGUACGGACAGACUGUGGGGGAGAAAGUUUCUGGCGCCGGCUUCUAGUUAUCAAAAUUCCGAUCCUACAUUUGCUUAGGAUGUGAUAUCGGGUGUAUUUGCAUGAUUUCCGUUAUUCAUGUGGAAUAAGCUGUUGAAAGUAAAAUCGCUUUCUUCCUUACCAAUCUAGAGUUGGUAAUGUCUUUCGUCAAAUGUCUUCAUAAGUUCAU
This is a messenger RNA of Closterium sp. NIES-67, 1633 nucleotides long. The record is from the annotation of a GenBank genome assembly. NCBI's taxonomy places the organism in Eukaryota, Viridiplantae, Streptophyta, Zygnematophyceae, Desmidiales, Closteriaceae.